AUGGCUCUUUGGCUCCUUUUGAUUUUCCUUUGGGCAGAGGGUAGAGGAGCGCAAGAUCUUGGUUUCCAGGCCUGUAAGACUGCUGGUGGCUUGAAAGUGCUGGAAGUGGUGCCCGGGGGUGGCUGGGACAACUUGCGCAAUGUGGAGAUGGGACAAGUGAUGAGCCUCAAUUACUCCCUGUGCCGGACCACCGAAGAUGGUGAAUACCUCAUUCCUAAUGAUGUCUUUGUGGUGCCCCACAAGAAGAGCACGGUGGAAGUGCACUCAGAGCUUAUUGAGGACUGGAUGGCGUAUACAGAUGCCUUUGCCCAAUCCAUCAAUGUCGAGGCUUCCUUCCUUUCUGUGCUUAACGGCAAGUUCUCAGAGAGUUCCCAGAAGACCAAGAUGCACAAUGUCUAUGACGAAACCAUCACCACACGAGUGCAGGCACGGUACCACAUCUACUCUGUGAAAGCUCGUCCAUCCUUCACCUUCCAGAAGGACUUCCGCCACCAACUUGUGGGCAUUGGCAACCAGCUGGAGAACAACCAGAGCCGAAUCGCUGAGUACCUAGCAGAGAUGCUUGUUCUCAACUAUGGCACACAUGUCCUCACAGAUUUGGAAGCUGGAGCCAGCUUAAUACAAGAGGACCAAGUGAAGCGCAGUUUUGUGAUGGAUAAAGAGACAGAGAAAGGAGGAGUCACUGCUUCAGCAUCUGCCACAUUUUUCAGCAAGAUCAAUGAGGGAAUUGGUGCCUCUGUGCAAAUCCAAGAUGAGCUGACUAAGAGCUAUCUAGAGAACACCGUGGAUUCCAAGAUUGAAGGCUGGGGCAGUAUGCCCUUCUAUCCUGGCAUCACCCUCCAGAAGUGGCAGGAGGGCAUCCCCAACCAUUUAGUGGCCAUAGGCAAAGCUGGGUUGCCUCUGCCAUUUUUCAUCACCCCUGAGGCCUUGCCAGAAUUGCCAGGACCUACCGUCAGGCAAGUGGCCACCACAGUAAAAAAUGCUAUCCGCCUCUAUUAUGCUGUCAACACCCACCCAGGCUGUGUCAAGCCUGAUUCUGGUAAUUUCAACUUCCAAGCUAAUGUAGAUGACGGGUCGUGCCAGAAACCCAACACCAACUUCACUUUUGGUGGAGUCUUCCAGGAGUGCCACGGUGUAUCUGGCAGGAAUACAGAACAGCUUUGCCUGACUUACCGUAUCCAGAACCCACUGACAGGUAGCUACUCUUGUCCGGCUAACUUUUCCGCAGUAUUACUGCACGGAGAGGAACGUACAACUAGCAAACCUGAAACCGAGUGUCACAAGGAAUGUAAUUCCUGCUGGCUGUUCUUUAGCUGCUGCAGUACUGUGUGUGGUACCCGCUACUAUGCCAGCACAGUGCAGUUCAAUUCCUACUGGUGUGCUGCUACAGGAACAGUGCCUCAGGGCUCAGGUGUCCUCUUUGGAGGGCUGUAUAGUCCUGGGCAAGAGAACCCAGUUUCCAGGACCUAUGCUUGUCCAUCCUACUUCUUUCCACAGGUGCUGUUUGAUAAUCUAAAGGUGUGCAUCAGCAGUGACUAUGAGAUGGGAUCUCGUUUUGCAGUGCCCUUUGGUGGCUUCUUUAGCUGCCAGACUGGCAACCCUUUGGCUGGGUUACUGAAAGGACAGAGCCCUGGGAUCUUACAGGACUUUUUCUACCAGGGCUCCCCUACCAAAUACCCCAUGAAAUGCCCAGCUGGAUACAGCCAACACAAGGCCUACUUGAGUGAUGGCUGCCAAAUCCUCUAUUGCUUGCAGGCUGGGACACUUUUUGGCCAGCAGUUAGCUCCUAUCAAGCUGCCACCCUUCUUACGUGUGCCAUCCCCCAACGCUAGCCUUCCUGAAACCAUCCUGGUGAGCUCUGAUGACAACCAGGCCUGGGUGAAAACACACCAGAGUGGGAGCUGGAGAUUGGCCAAUGACACAGAUGAAAAGGCGAUGGCCCUUCUUUUCCAGGGACAGUUGAGUUCAGGACCAAGUGGGGGCACCAUUGCUGGAAUCUCAGUGGCGGUGAUUGCUGUCUUGGCAAUAGCCAUUGCUAUAGCUGUUUAUAGGGCCUGGCGUUACAAGAACAGAGGAUACCAGGAAAUGCAAAACCCACAUAUAGUAGAAGAUCCAGGCAGCUAUGGAGCCACCGCGUCUUCUCCACAACUCAGUGCUGCCUGA
Messenger RNA from Euleptes europaea (tarantolino), 2163 nucleotides. RefSeq names its product macrophage-expressed gene 1 protein-like. NCBI's taxonomy places the organism in Eukaryota, Metazoa, Chordata, Lepidosauria, Squamata, Sphaerodactylidae. The transcript has a single exon. The record is from RefSeq and is a predicted model, not a curated record. The coding region runs from base 1 to 2163 and encodes 720 amino acids.